ACAUUUUAUGUUCUGAAAGAUUUUGAGUGAGAACGUGGGGGGACUAGACUGCAGCUCCUCCCUCAGAGGACAAACACCUCCCUCCUGCUUUUGUUCACUCCCAUCCGGGAGGUUAUAUUUGCCUCAGAGAGCUCAACAGUUCACUUCAGAUAGCCAAGGCUGCAGUGCAAAGUGUUUGAAGGUGUGACUGUAUCUGAAUGAGGACAUUUCUGUACCUCUUAAUUGGGCUUUAUCUUGCAUUUGACCAACGCUUGGUUUGCUACCUUUAUCAGCUUGUGCAUCUUCAGCAGCCUCAUCUUAGGAGCAGUAUUGGACACUUUUUGCCCAUUUCAAGUGGGAUUCGGAAAAGCGUGAUCAAAAUGAAUUUUGAUGAAAUCCUCAGGCUUAUUGGAGGCUUUGGGAAAUUCCAGAAGGCGUUGUAUGUAUGGAUCUGUCUACCUCAGAUCUUUCUUGCAUUCCACAUGCUGGUUUCAGUCUUCACCGGGGCUGUUCCUCCUCAUUUAUGCCGCCCAACCUGGCCCUCAACAGGUAAGCCAGCCACUUUGAACUUCAGCCUUCUGACACUACCUGAUGGCCAGUCUGAGUUGUCAUGCAGUGACCCCUUGAACCACAGCGAUGCUGUAACUCUUGGUGAUGGGCAUCCUCGUGGGAGCUGCCAGGGACGCUGGGAGUACAGCAACAACACUUUCAAAAGCACCGUAGUAACUGAGUGGGAUCUGGUGUGUGACAGUGCUAGCCUGAACAACAUUGGCUCCUCCGUCUACAUGUUUGGUCUCCUUGUUGGUGCUGUGUUGUUUGGGAGCUUAGCUGAUAAGUAUGGUCGCAGGAUCAUCAUCCUCAUCAACCUGGCCACCCAGGCAAUAUUUGGGGUUGCUGCAGCUUUCGCGCCAAAUUUUUACAUAUACACUGCCCUUCGAUUUCUAGUUGGAACAUCCAUCUCUGGAGUUAUCAUGAAUGCGUUUGUUCUAGGCACAGAAUGGACAGGACCGAAGGAGCGAAUGCUGGCUGGUAUAAUAACUGACUAUUUCUUUGGUUUUGGCUACAUUCUGCUGGCCGGGUUGGCAUAUCUCAUAAGAGACUGGCGAAAACUGCAGCUGGCCAUUUCAGCUCCUGGCUUCCUCUUCAUCUUCUACAUCUGGGUGUUGCCAAAGUCAGCUCGCUGGUUAAUGGCCAAUGACAGGGAAGAGGAAGCAUGGGAGCUGAUCCGGAAAGCAGCACAGAUGAAUGGGAAGCCCCUCACCAAAGAUCACGAAAUGUGUCCGGUACAGGUGCAACAAGUCUAUAAAACUGAAGAGACAACAAAGGUGAAGAAAACAUACUCAUGCAUAGAUCUUGUUCGAACCCCAAAAAUGAGGAAGCAGUCAUUGAUUGUUUUUUAUCUCUGGUUCGUCAACGUGCUGGUGUACUACGGCCUGUCCCUCAACAUCUCUGACUUUGGGAUGAACAUCUAUCUGACCCAGCUUAUCUUCGGCCUGGUGGAGAUGCCUGCACGCACCAUCACCCUGUUCACCCUCAACCGCUCUCGCAAGAUCUCCCAACUAGCUUUCCUAGCUGUGGGAGGCACAGCCUGCCUGCUGACCAUCUUCAUCCCCAGUGAACUAUCUGUUAUCAAAACAGUCCUGGCCAUGAUUGGGAAGUUUGGAAUCACAGCUUCUCUGUCCAUUAUUUAUGUCUACUCAGCGGAGGUGUUCCCCACUGUGAUCAGACAGAACGGGAUCGGCCUUGGCUCCAUGUGUGCUCGCAGUGGAGGAGUCUUGGCUCCCAUGAUGUACCUGCUGAGAAACAUCAGUCCUCAUGCUCCCAUGUUGCUUUGUGGUCUCUGCCCUCUGCUGGGCUCUGCCCUCACCCUGCUGCUGCCUGAGACCGCCAAUAAGCCCCUACCUGACACUAUAGAAGAUAUAGAGGGAACCAACCACAGUGAAGAGGACGGCGGAAUGAAGCCUGUCAUCUUUGACGCAUCUACGAAGAACAUGAACACCGGCAGCAUCAGUAUGAGCUGCUACGUGGGCAGCUGUAGCUGAGGGGUAGAGCGGUUGUCCUCCAAUCUGAAGGUCGGCAGUUUCAAUCCCCAGUCUUCCCCAUCUGCAUGCAGAAGUGUCCUUGGGCAAGAUGCUGAACCGAACUGCCCCCAUAGAACAACAAAGUGCUGCUGAUAGAUGCACGGUAUGAAUGGGUGUGUGAAUGGGUGUAUGUAAAACUUUAUGUAAAGAGCUUUGAUUGGUCAUCAUCAGACUAGAAAAACGCUAUAUAAAUACAAAUCCAUUACAUCCCAUGAGGCAGUCAGUGUUUUUCAGUACUGUUUGUGGUUUUGUGCUGACUGAGCAUUUCGUGUACAUUAUGUGUCUCAAAGCUUUUUUGCUGGACGCAGCUUCCUGCAGCAACUGGAUAGAGAUUGGUGAGCAAAAACACCUGAUACAACUGAUAUAACUUUUGCUGCAUUGUGAUUUGGAUUUGUCAAUCACAUGAAUGCAAGCACUAAAGCCUCUUCCUCCAACUCAACUGCCUGGACCCUGGUGCAUCCCUGCUGUUGUUUUACCCCCGAACAAAUCUCACUAAUCCUCAGUGUUGGACUUCUGAAAAGGAGAAAUCUACAGGUUUCAACACAUACCUGCAUUGCUUUAGGUCUGUACAGCGGCAGCACAUUCAUGAUUCUUGAGUUGUUUCUCUAUUCAGUCUCAGCUUGGUUGUAUUUUGAAAGCUGUAGCUUUAUCAGUACUACAUGUACAGUAAGUUUGCAUCCCUCUCCGUGCAGUCAGUUACUCCUCCUCUCUUACGCAAACACACUCCCCACUAUGAUAUGCACAGGAAGAAGAAUUGUGUAUUUGUCUUGUUCAUCUAUGUAAGAGACCACAAACUCUCACCAGCAUGGGGGUUAGUAUUAUUGAUUUCUGUAUGCUUUUGUUUAUUUUUACUUGUAUAUUUCUGUCAUUUAAAAUGUAUGUACAAUGUUAUGGAGAUCUGGAAAUACAAGAGGUUGAAACACCA
Messenger RNA from Platichthys flesus (European flounder), 2985 nucleotides. RefSeq lists its product as uncharacterized. The transcript has 10 exons. The coding region runs from base 198 to 2021 and encodes 607 amino acids. Gene Ontology annotation, biological process: transmembrane transport. Gene Ontology annotation, molecular function: transmembrane transporter activity. The record is from RefSeq and is a predicted model, not a curated record. Lineage: Eukaryota; Metazoa; Chordata; Actinopteri; Pleuronectiformes; Pleuronectidae. Gene Ontology annotation, cellular component: membrane.